Melopsittacus undulatus (budgerigar) is the source of this 3687-nucleotide messenger RNA. RefSeq names its product pleckstrin homology domain containing A1 (gene PLEKHA1). Lineage: Eukaryota; Metazoa; Chordata; Aves; Psittaciformes; Psittaculidae. The transcript is spliced from 13 exons. The record is from RefSeq and is a predicted model, not a curated record. The coding region runs from base 202 to 1404 and encodes 400 amino acids.
GUGGGGGCUUCGGCCGUGUCGCCGCGGUCAGUGGCGGCGGUGAAGUUUGUUCCGAGGGAGAAGGGGCGGACGGAGAAAGGACCGAGCCAAGCCGAAGAGAACCGAGCCGGGCUGGGAGCGCAGCAGGAGGCGGAGGGUCCGGCUCUCCUCACGGGGGACUCCCGGACUGCCCUGGACUCCAUGUGAUGUCCAGGGUCAGAAAUGCCUUAUGUGGAUCGUCAGAAUCGCAUCUGUGGAUUCCUGGAUAUUGAAGAAAAUGAGAAUAGUGGGAAGUUUCUGCGGCGGUACUUCAUUCUGGACACGCGAGAAGACAGCUUGGUGUGGUACAUGGAUAACCCACAGAAUCUUCCCUCUGGAUCUCCACCUGUGGGAGUCAUUAAACUUACCUAUAUUUCAAAGGUGAGCGAUGCAACUAAGCUAAGGCCAAAGGCAGAGUUCUGUUUUGUUAUGAAUGCAGGGAUGAGAAAAUACUUUCUACAAGCCAAUGAUCAGCAGGACUUGGUUGAAUGGGUGAAUGUUCUGAACAAAGCUACCAAAAUCACAGUACCAAAGCAGUCUGAUCCUCUGUGUCAGGUGGAUAAUGCAAAUCGUCAAGCUGAAAGCCCAGGUGGAAAGAAGCAAGUCUCAUACAGGACAGAAAUUGUUGGUGGUGUUCCUAUCAUUACACCUACCCAGAAAGAAGAAACCAGUGAGUGCAGUGAAGGGGGUGAUAGUAAUUACUUGAAACGGUCGCAAAGUCACCUUCCUUAUUUUUCUGCUAAGCAUCCCCCAGAUAAUGCUAUUAUCAAAGCUGGUUACUGUGUAAAACAAGGAGCAGUGAUGAAGAACUGGAAGAGAAGAUACUUUCAGUUAGAUGAGAACACAAUAGGGUAUUUUAAGUCUGAACUGGAAAAGGAACCUCUCCGGGUUAUACCACUUAAGGAGGUCCAUAAAGUUCAGGAAUGCAAACAAAGUGAUAUAAUGAUGAGAGACAAUCUCUUUGAAAUUGUAACAACUUCUCGAACCUUUUAUGUACAGGCGGACAGUCCAGAAGACAUGCACAGUUGGAUAAAAGCAAUUUCUGGGGCCAUUGUAGCACAGCGGGGACCUGGAAGAUCAGCGGCUUCCAUGCGGCAGGCCAGAAGGCUGUCGAAUCCUUGUAUACAGAGGUAUACAUCAAGAACUGGUGAAUGCAGCACGAGCAUCCCGAGUCUUCUUCCGAACCCAACCAUGCUCUCCGUUCUGCCAUCCCAGCCCCAGCCUCCUCACAUUCCACAGCCUCUCACGGCAGCCCUCUGGUCCCAAACCCUCACACCAAAUACCCUGCCUUGGAGAAGCGAGGAUUUCACGAGUCUUUUACCAAGGCCAGGCCAGGGAGCUACAAGAUCCAGGUUGUCACUCCAAGAGAAUCAGCUUCCAAAGUGACUGAACGGGGCUUCUCAGAACCCCAAAGUAAAAAUGGCACUCAGGAACAGGAUCCUGGCCUUGUGGAUCUGGAUGAUGCAAGCCUUCCAGUUAGUGAUGUGUAGUAAUGGAAGUGUUUGGAGAAUGAUCCAUUUGUUUGGUCCUCUUAAUUUCCUUGCUCGGACUUUGAACCAAAGAAAAUUAUAGGAAAUGAGAACAAAAAAACCGGAACACUGAUUUUUAUAUAUAUGGAUGUGUGUGUGUUUGUGUGCACACAUGUGUAUAUAUAAGGUGUUAGUAUAUUGCCUUUCAGCUGAGGGUCAGAAAUGGACCUUAGGUGUUUUCUCAAAGCCUGAUAGUAAAUCACUUACUAGGGAGGGGCCACUGCACAAUUUAGGAGGAGAACUAAAGCAAAAGACAAAACCAAAAUGUACUUCUGCAGGUAAGCAAGGUACCAGCAACUCUUCAUUCCCUAUCUGGCACACUCACUAAAUUCACAACUAAUGCUACAUUGUGGAGAACUUAUUGCCAACAAAUGUGAUUCUUUAAUACCAUUUUGAACUGCAGUAAGACUUAAUGCAUAGAUGAGGAUUGUUUCUCUCCGUGACUUUCAGAUAGGAAAUGCGCAGAAAGUUUCUUCUGUUCUUUAGGAUCAACAGUGUCAACUGAUUUGUUAUCAGACCCAGAAUUCUGAAUAUGGAAUUCUAAUCAUGGUGCUGUGAAAUGUCCACUAAAAUAAUAUUUUGAAUAGUCAGCCUAUUUUUGAUGCACUCCUGAAGGUGGGUUAUAUAACCUUUUGCACAUUGGGUUUUCAAUGGACUGCAUGUCACGGUGCUUUGGAGGUGGGGAGAAGAGAAACUGGACUUUGGACACUUUUAAGGUCUUUUUGAACUAAGUAGGGUUUCUACUGUGUUACGUUAGGCUUUGCAGCAAUUAAUUUCUCUCAAAUGUCUAAAUGCAUCGUUUGAUAACUGUUUUGAGAAUGGUUUUCUUAUCAGUGCUUUGUGAACAGUUCUUGUCUCUGUAUUGAUCAGUGAAAGACCUCCUGAGUUAGUUUUGUCAUUGUUGGUACUGAACUGUUCAUAGUCAUGCAAUUGUGGCCUAUAACUUUCGGUGCACUAAGAAUCUUAAGUGCCUGUUUUUUUUCUCACGUUGUUGAAACACUUUGGGAUUAGCUAUGUACACAAACCAUUCCUAAUGGUUCUAAAUGUUGGCUGGGAGUUGGUCUGAGUAGCAUAGUCCGAAACAGCUACUUAAAACAGGAAACUUCUGCUAGGGAUACCAGUGUUCUGGUAUUGCACCUGCUAGCUGUGCAAUAUAUGUUUUGUUUAAAAGGAGAGUAUUUGUUCUUUGUGUACACUGUGUUACGGGGCUUCAGUGAUGCAAAUGGGGAGAACCUUUACAUUUCAAGUAUUGGAUUAGAUGGAGUGUGUCCUGGUCAUCAUUUUUGACAAAGAAAUGUUUGCUUUAAUCUCAACCCCACAAAUAUCUCAUGCUGCUGCUUAGUGUGAUUCAGAUUGUCCAGCUUGGUGAUACUUUGGGGUUUUUGGUCUCCUGGAACCUAAGAUGCAUAUCAUACAAGUCCAUUUUCUCUCCAACUUCCAAACUGACUUCCAGCUUGAGAGAUAUGGAUGGCUUUACCAUGAUGAUUUGUUGAUCCAAGGAUAGACUAAUUGGUGUCAUAGAAGAAUGAAAUAUAUCUAACUUCAAAACCUUAAAUUCUAUCAGCACCUUCAUCUUUUUGUUUAUCCAUAAGCUAACUAACCACUGUCUUAAGGCAGUGGUCUUUGUAAAUGACUGGUUUUGUUUGACUCUUUAGAUACAUGUGAAAACUAGCACAGAAUUUGAAGUUCCUGUAAAUGUCUGUACUAGUAUUGUAGGUUUUAACUUCUAUACAGAUAAUAGCUCUUUAAAAGCUUAUUUUUUCACAAGUACCUUCUGUGUGGAAGACACUUUGCAUUGAAAUAUUUUUUACUGUAGUCUAACAUUUGAAAUCACCCGCUCUGGUACAGCUUUCACACUGCAUGUUCAUCCUGUUCUGUUUUGGUAUUGGCAAUUUUACACAUUGGGUGGAGGUAAAGCAGCUCCAUUAUGGGACUUACAAAAAAAGGGGGCAAAAAGAAGAGGAAAAAAGAACUACUGUUGUAGUUCAGUAGCAUAGGGAAAUAUUUGUGGUUGGUAAUUGUCAGGGUCUCCUAUUUAUCAGUACUUUUAUAAAUCUAUGAAAAUUGUUAAAUUAUUUUAGAAACAGUGCUGUAAAUAUGUCACAUUGAAAUUGUCAAUAAAUCAGUUUGGGUAACUUAA